AUGGGAUUAUUACUGAUUUAUUUAAUCGGACAAGUGAUCUAUCUAGCACAAAGGAAGUUGAAAGGAAUGGAGAAAUCGUCUUACGCAGCAAGCUCAGCGGGUUCGUUGGUAAACUCACCACCCAUAUCUAUUGUAUCUUACUGUAUAUCUUCUAUUUUGAUGACAGUGACAAACAAAUAUGUGUUGUCAAAAGAUUUCAAACUUAACUUUUUAAUGUUGGCUGUUCAGUCGAUCGUUUGUAUUGUGACCAUCGGAACUCUCAAGGCAUUUGGUGUUAUUACAUAUAGACAGUUUAACAAGGAUGAGGCAAAGAAAUGGUCUCCAAUUGCGUUUUUGUUGGUUGCUAUGAUUUACACAUCGUCCAAGGCUUUGCAGUAUUUAGCUAUCCCGGUUUAUACUAUCUUCAAGAACUUGACCAUCAUCUUGAUUGCUUAUGGAGAAGUGUUAUGGUUUGGCGGUAAAGUCACGUCCAUGGCUUUGGGAUCAUUUUUGCUCAUGGUAUUGUCUUCAGUGAUCGCAUGUUACGGUGACUCUAGUGCAGCAAACUCCAGUUCUGCUACAGGUGUGGUUGAUAAUGACGCAGAGUUUUUCUUAGGCUACUUCUGGAUGUUCGCCAACUGUUUUGCUUCUGCUGCUUUUGUUUUGAUCAUGAGAAAGAGAAUAAAGUUGACUAAUUUCAAGGAUUUUGAUACCAUGUACUACAAUAAUUUAUUAUCCAUUCCAAUAUUGUUGAUCCUCACCUUUGCUGUUGAAGAUUGGUCUCCUGCCAACUUAGCAGCAACUUUCCCCCCGGAAACCAGAAAUAAGACAAUCAUUUCGAUGAUCUUUUCUGGUGCAUCGUCUGUAGCUAUUUCAUAUUGUUCAGCUUGGUGUGUUAGAGUGACAUCUUCAACAACCUAUUCAAUGGUUGGUGCCUUAAACAAAUUGCCAAUUGCUUUGUCUGGAUUGAUCUUUUUUGAUGCUCCCAAGAACUUUUGGUCGAUUUCAUCAAUUUUCGUUGGUUUUGCGGCUGGAUUAGUUUACACUGUUUCCAAACAAAAACAGCAAAAAGAAAAUUCACAACAACUUCCAACAUCUUCAAAAUAA
This is a messenger RNA of Priceomyces carsonii, 1086 nucleotides long. RefSeq names its product GDP-mannose transporter (gene VRG4). Gene Ontology annotation, cellular component: Golgi apparatus. The record is from RefSeq and is a predicted model, not a curated record. Gene Ontology annotation, biological process: transmembrane transport. Bases 1 to 1086 code for a protein of 361 amino acids. Gene Ontology annotation, molecular function: GDP-fucose transmembrane transporter activity; antiporter activity. The transcript has a single exon. NCBI's taxonomy places the organism in Eukaryota, Fungi, Ascomycota, Pichiomycetes, Serinales, Debaryomycetaceae.